Molecule: messenger RNA, 1482 nt
Organism: Sabethes cyaneus
Lineage: Eukaryota; Metazoa; Arthropoda; Insecta; Diptera; Culicidae
Product: cytochrome P450 6a2-like
Exons: 2
Coding region: 1-1482 (493 amino acids)
Molecular function (GO): iron ion binding; monooxygenase activity; heme binding
Source: RefSeq, a predicted model, not a curated record
AUGGCAGUCCAACUGCUGGGAAUACUUCUGGCAACCGUCCUACUAUUGUGCGUGUUUUACGUCAAACGAAAGUACGCCUACUGGGCCGAUCGAAAAGUUCCGUACAUUCGGCCGCGCUUUCCGUACGGAAAUUUCGCAGAAACCGAUCAGAAGGCAUUGGCCGAUAUUUCGGCCGAAUAUUAUGAACGGAUGCGUGCCACAGGAUCACGCUUUUUCGGGUUGUUCUUUUUCCUUCAACCACUGCUCACCAUCACCGACCUGGAUUUGAUAAAGACAAUCCUCAUCAAGGAUUUCAACUACCUGCCGGAUCGCGGCGUCUAUCACAAUGCACGGGACGACCCGCUGAGUGCGCAUCUGUUUGCCAUCGAAGGAAACUAUUGGCGCUCGUUGCGGACUCGGCUGACUCCGACCUUCACCUCGGGUAAAAUGAAAAUGAUGUUUCCAACGCUGCAGGCAGUAGGCGACAGCUUUGCUGAGUUUUUAACGGAAGCAGUAGGCACUGGUACCGAACUGGAGGUUAAGGAUGUCGUAGUGCGAUUUACCGCCGAUAUUAUUGGAAGUUGUGCCUUCGGUAUCGACUGCAACAGUUUCAAGCAACCGAACAGUAAGUUUCGCAAGUUCGGCCAGCAGGUAUUCGACCGGCCGAGGCAUAGGACGUUUAUGCGAUUGUUUUUGCGACUUUUCCCGGAAACCGGGCGAACUUUGCGGAUAAAAUCACUGCGUGAUGAACCAAGCGAAUUUUUCUACAAUAUAGUGAAGGAUACUGUCUCCCAUCGGGAGAAGACUGGAAUUGAAAGAAAGGAUUUUAUGAGUCUGUUGAUUGAGCUGAGAAAAAACGACGAAAUGAAUUUAACGCUGAAUGAGAUUGCGGCACAAGCGUUCAUUUUUUUCGGUGCUGGUUUCGAGACUUCCUCCUCUAAUCAGACUUAUUGUCUGUACGAGCUGGCACAGAACCAAGAGUAUCAGGAAAAAGCAAGGAAUUGCGUGCUUGAAGCGGUGAAAAAACAUGGCGGCUUGACGUAUGAAGCAGCCUGUGACAUGCCGUAUCUCGAUCAGUGCAUCAAUGAAACCCUUCGUCUGUACCCGUCGCUUCCGGUGUUGGAGAGAAAAGCUUUCAAAGACUACCAAAUUCCGGAUUCCAACAUCGUCAUACCGAAAGGUAUGAAAGUACACAUUCCGGCAUUCGCCAUCCAUCGAGACGAACGCUACUACCCGAAUCCGAACCUAUUCGAUCCGGACCGAUUCCUUCCGGAGGUGGUCGCCAACCGUCAUUCGUGUGCAUUUUUGCCCUUUGGAGACGGUCCCAGGAUUUGCAUCGGGAUGCGCUUCGGUAUGAUGCAAUCCCGAGUUGGCCUGGCAACCAUCCUGAGCAGGUUCAAGCUUAGCCUGUGUCCGCGAACCACAGUUCCGCUAGAAUAUUCCAGCGAUUCAACGGUCCUACAACCGAAGGGCGCCCUCUGGUUGCGGCUUGAACCCUUAUAA